GUGGCUGAAGGAAAUAAAACUGAAAUCCUGGAAAGACUUAUCGAUGACAAGAGGAACACUCUCCGGAGUGGAGCUCGAGCAGGUAACCUGAACCCUAACGAAAGAGCGGUUACGAGUAGCUUCUCUUGGUUUGGAUAUGAAGGCAAAGCUCGAAGAAAGAGAGGAUUUCAAACCCUGGACGGCGGAAACCAUCUUUGAUCGCUAUUGCUGCUCUGAAAUCGGAUGAGAUUUCGUCGAAAUACGCCAAUUCAUCACCGGGCUCGAAUUUGUCUAUGUUGAAUUGGCCGGUGCGAGUUGCUCUUAGGGUUCGUGUUCUCCGAGG
Messenger RNA from Linum tenue, 322 nucleotides. The record is from the annotation of a GenBank genome assembly. Lineage: Eukaryota; Viridiplantae; Streptophyta; Magnoliopsida; Malpighiales; Linaceae.